AUGCUUUAGUGAUGAUGCUGCUGAUCUAUUUGGGAAGUUGGCUGGCUCUCAAGGCAGAGUCUCUUCUCAAAGGCUGUUUCACAGUGAAAAUAUGCUCAGUGCAGCCGAGUGCAUGAAUGAAAAAGCCUCUGGUACCUUCUAGUCUGGCAAAAUGCAGCACAAAACUCAACUUACUCUGUCCUUUCUACUGUCCCAGGUUCUGCUGCUUGCGUUUGCAGAAGAUUUAGAAUGCAUCCCUGGAUUCCAGCAAAAGGUUUUUUAUAUUGAACAACCAUCUGAAUUCACAGAGGACCAGCCAGUUCUGAACUUGGUGUUUGAUGACUGCCAGGGGAAUAACAAAUUGAACUUUGAAGUUUCCAACCCAGACUUCAAGGUGGAAAGCGAUGGGUCUUUAGUUGCGAUAAAGAACGUAUCGGAAGCUGGCAGAGCCUUGUUUGUCCACGCGCGGACUGAGCACGCUGAGGAUAUGGCAGAAAUUUUGAUUGUUGGAGCGAAUGAAAAACACAGUGCAUUAAAGGAAAUCUUUAAGAUGGAAGGCAAUCUUGGAAUUCCAAGACAAAAAAGAGCUAUUUUGGCAACUCCAAUUUUAAUUCCAGAAAAUCAAAGACCACCGUUCCCCAGAUCUGUUGGCAAGGUCAUCAGCAGUGAGGGGGCAGAAGGAGCAAAGUUUCGGCUCUCUGGUAAGGGAGUAGACCAGGAGCCCAAAGGGAUUUUUCGGAUCAAUGAGAUCAGCGGGGAAGUCUCCGUGACCCGAGCCCUCGACAGAGAAGCAAUCGCCAAUUACGAGCUGGAAGUUGAGGUCACAGAUUUAAGUGGGAAAAUCAUUGAUGGCCCAGUCCGUCUAGAUGUUUCUGUAAUUGACCAAAAUGAUAACAGGCCGAUGUUCAAAGAAGGACCCUAUGUUGGUCAUGUCAUGGAGGGAUCCCCUACAGGAACUACGGUGAUGCGGAUGACAGCCUUCGAUGCUGACGACUCUAGCACAGACAACGCUCUUCUGCGCUAUAACAUCCUUAAACAAACGCCUACCAAACCAUCUCCAAACAUGUUCUAUAUUGAUCCAGAGAAAGGGGACAUCGUCACAGUGGUGUCACCGGUACUGUUGGAUCGUGAGACUAUGGAAACCCCCAAAUAUGAGCUGGUUAUAGAAGCUAAGGACAUGGGUGGUCUUGAUGUGGGAUUAACUGGCACAGCGACUGCCACUAUUCUUAUUGAUGACAAAAAUGACCAUCCGCCAGAAUUUACCAAGAAGGAGUUUCAAGCCACGGUGAAGGAGGGUGUCACCGGUGUGAUAGUAAACUUAACUGUGGGAGACCGAGACGACCCUGUAACCGGCGCAUGGAGAGCUGUCUACACCAUUAUUAACGGGAAUCCAGGGCAGAGUUUUGAAAUCCACACCAACCCCCAGACUAACGAGGGAAUGCUCUCUGUUGUCAAACCUUUAGACUAUGAGAUUUCAGCAUUCCACACGUUGCUGAUCAAAGUAGAAAACGAAGACCCGCUGAUUCCAGACAUAGCCUAUGGCCCCAGUUCCACGGCAACGGUUCAGAUCACCGUUGAGGAUGUGAAUGAAGGUCCUGUUUUCCACCCGAACCCAAUGACAGUGACAAAACAAGAAAACAUCUCUAUAGGCAGUGUUGUGUUAACGGUAAAUGCCACUGAUCCAGAUACUCUGCAGCAUCAAACUAUCAGGUAUUCAGUUUACAAGGAUCCAGCGGGCUGGCUAGAAAUUAACCCUACCAACGGCACCAUUGGCACCACCGCCGUCCUGGACCGCGAGUCUCCUUACGUGCACAAUAAUGUAUACACUGCUCUGUUUCUGGCCAUAGACAGUGGUAACCCUCCUGCGACAGGUACAGGAACUUUACACAUCACCUUGGAGGAUGUCAAUGACAAUAUGCCGUCCCUUUAUCCAACACUGGCGAAAGUCUGCGAUGAUGCAAAAGAUCUCAGGGUAGUGGUAUUAGGAGCAUCAGAUAAGGAUCUUCAUCCCAAUACAGACCCAUUCAAGUUUGAACUGAGUAAGCAAUCUGGCCCAGAUAAAUUGUGGAGAAUCAACAAGCUGAACAAUACUCAUGCCCAGGUCAUCCUGCUGCAAAACCUGAAAAAGGCCAAUUACAACAUCCCAAUCUCAGUGACAGAUUCUGGAAAACCACCUCUGACUAACACUACAGAACUGAAAUUACAAGUGUGCUCCUGCAAGAAAUCCAAAAUGGACUGCAGUGCAACUGAUGCCCUUCACAUUGGCAUGACCCUUAUCCUUCUUUCACUCUUCAGUUUAUUUUGUAAGUCUUUUCCUGAACUGUAAGUAGUGAAGCAUUAUUUAGCAGCUCAUUUUGGUACUUCAUAACAAAACUUACCAAGGGAGAAGUUAAAUUCAUACAUUGAUCCCAUAGUGCAAUAACUGAUUUUUUUCCCCCCCUGAGGAAGUAGCUAUAUGAAAGAGGGAGGGGAGGUUUUUUUUUUUUUUUUUUGUAUAGUCAAAAAAUAGCAACAAAUGCCAGUUUGUCAAAUUAAAAGGUGAUUGCAAAUAGAAGCAAUAAUUUUAAGAUGAAUCAAAGAGAAUUAAAGCUAGCAUAUGAUAAACUAAGAAGUACCAGCUGUAGUAACAGAUUUGUGAGACGUUUUCUUUCGUCUCUCCUCACUUGAAUUCAGUUCAGAAACAAAAUCAGGAGAUUAAAGCUGUUCUUGCAACAAUAGCUGUCCUGGAUCACCAUGAAAAUCAGUGCUGUCUGCUUCAGUCUAUUCCUCUGUGUAAAGUAUGCAAGCAAGUGGAACAUAAGGAACUUGCUCAAGAUCCUGAGCUUAGAGACACCCAAAAUUCAUAACGAGAGUUGCAAGUCUGGGUUGGGGGAGAAAGAACUGAUACAUAGGGGAAACUUCGGCUGCUUCUGAGAAAGUUUUCUGAAAGAGCCUUAGAAAAUUUGUAAUUUCAAUCAGGAGGAGUACAAAAAUCAAACAAAAUGACUGAAGAGUAGUAAUUCAAACCCCUAGAUCAGCCCCUGGCUUGCCCUGUGACAGCUUUCACCAAUUUUUUUAAUACACUAUUGUUUUGAGCUCCUUAUCUGUAAUAAAAAGAAUAGCUUUAUCCUAUAGCUGUGGUAGUAAAUCUAUUAUUCAAGGAUUAUUACCAUCAUCUAAGGUUAGUAAAAUGCACUUUAUGGUGAAUUAAUACCUAUGCCAUGGUCAAAGACAUUACAUUCUUGAUGAGAUGUAAUCUACCAGGAGGCAGAGACAGAGGUCAAGGAAGAGAUAGUUUACACAUUUGAGGUGUAUACUUGAUUACACAUCUUGUCAGUUCAUUUUUUCCUUAUAGUAUAUUACUUUUACUCCAAAAGGUUAGCAUGAAGGUUGUUGUGAGAGAAUUAGAAAUAGCUAAUGUUUGUGAUGCUCUUUGAAGAUGAAAAGGGCUAUAUAAAUGCUAAGUGCAAAUUCCCAUUCUUUGUUCCAAUCAGUGACAUCUGAAGUAUCUCCAUUGGCUUUGGUUCAGUUAUUCUGUGUUUAGUCUGCUGGAACCAAAAGCACAAUUCAGCUGUUAGAAGUAAAAUGUUAGAAAUACUUGGCAGUACAUGGCGCUAUCAUAUUGGUGAUAUAAAUACGCAGCUCAUUGAUUUAAAUAUAUUCUUGCUACCAGUUCAUAAAUGUUGCUGGUGCUAUACAAGGUGUGACUUUUGCCAUGAGAAUAACUUUCAUCUGUCAUCAUUUGCAUUUCAACUUUAUUUACAUUAAUGCAUCUGCUCAGAGUACAGAGAUGUAGAGAAAAAUGUUUUGCUUUUGAUAGUAUCCAUGUUGCUGUUUCUAGUCCUCAAAGAAAUCCUAUCAUUUUCCUUGUACUGAAUUAUAAAAAGUAGUUCUAGGUAUUGGAAGACUGUUCUUGCCGAUUGCAGAUCUUCCCGUGGCAUCAGGAAGGUUCGUGGCCCUCAGAAUGAUGGAGGGAUUGAUCCCCCUCCUACUGUAAAACUGAAUGGUCUUUACAUUGUGGAACAAUACAGAAAUAUCUACAGCCUUCUCCGUGACCUUAUAUUCUUUGAGAGUAAGAGGGCUGUAAGUGUAAACAAAGCAUGGCGUAAGACUGAAAGCAGGGAGCACAUUGCACAGGCAACGUGAGCAAUGCAGCCCUGGACAGACCACCUGGCUGAAGCCACACAAUUAGAUACUGCCUCGGACCCAUCUUGAAUUUGGCAGACCUCUAGACACAAAUGAUAUUCAUAUAAUCUGCCAAGGCAGUUUGUUUAGUGCGAUGUGCUGGUCUGCUGGCCAAGCAAUAGCACAAAACUGGGGGAAACACCGGGAGAGUUGAAGGGAAGGGAAGGGAAGGGAAGAUCUUCCUUUGCUGGACAGAGGCUUCUGUGUACACUGCUGUGAGUGAGAGUAUGGAUUCGACAAAUAGGCUUCAGCAUGCAGAGAUUUAAUCCUCAACACAGGACCACAAAAAGGUUUGGGGCAAAAUUUGCCGCUAUUCAGUUGUAUUUCUGAUCCAACUAGUUCCACAGAGGGAAGCUGGUAUCCUGUUGUCCGGUACAGGUAUUUAUUCCUGCUUGUGCAAAGCCAGCUAGCAUAAUAACUUCCAUAACCCUUUUCCCCAGGUGUAAAUGACUAUAUGAGACAUAAAAGAAUGAGGCCAGGAGUCAGUUAAAUUAAUGUGGUUCUGUAUUUGAACUUCUCUAAAAUGUGCUGAUAUCAUUGCAUUCCCAAUUCAUUUUCACACAUAGUUCUUUUAUAACUGUGAUUAGUUCCAUCACAAUGUUUUGUAUAGUCCAAAUAUUUAUCAGAGUAAUCAAAGAAUACGAUGCCAUAAAAACAAAGAGAACUUUAGUGCUUAUUGAACAGAUGAAAUAUCCCAUUUCUAGUGGCAAGUUAUGGGUUUAAUUUUUGCAAAAGCCCUUAUGUGGCUCACUUUGCUCCCAGUGUUUGUUUUACGAGGCUCUUGUUCCUAGGAGGUAAAUCCUUCAGUCAAAUGAACUUUGCUACUCAUGCCAAAGCAUUUCUUUUUGUAUUUGACAUCUGGCAUGGGGAUAGACAGCCCUGUGAAAGAGCUGUUCAUGAUAAAAAUGCCCUGCAUGAAUCUCCUCUCCAUAUAAAACAUCAAGGUAUUAUCAUUUCAAUGGUGCAAGUAUUAUCUAUACUUAGAAUAUAUGCCUCUUUUGUAAGUCACGGAAGUCAUAUGUGGCAGAUUUCUGAAGUGUCUGAGCGUAGAACUGAAGAGCCUGAUUAAAACUGUAAUGCAUGCAAAAAGCAGGAGUUUCGCCUAUUCUGUAGAUGCCUGACUGUGUUCAGUAUAUUGAGUGAUGAUGGGAUAGAGAGCACAGAGUUGCCCAGAAGCCCUUGGGAAGGUAGGUAUACUUGGAACAAGAAAAAUCUGGGAUUCUUGUCUGCCAGAAGUAGCAAAUGCAAGCUGCCAAGUUAUAUGGGCCUGCUGCUGUUAUUCCACAGCAAAGCAAUAAGAUGUUUGAUGGAAUUAAAAGGUGGUGAAUAUAGAGCUGAUUUUUUUUAAAAAAGGGCCUGUUUGUAUAAUUCGUACUUAGCCUCACAAACUUAUUACCACUGGGAAUCGCUGAAGUCAAGCUGGCAAGGUGCAUGGUGGACAGGAGCAGGACUGUACAAAGUUAUAAUGGUGCAUGCUAGUAAAUAUUGGAAGGAAUAUUCAAUCUUAUCCAUCACUAAUGGAGAUAGCCUGUCACUGUCAAAGCUAAGGAUGAGACCUAGUGCAGUGGCAGAUUGUCCUCCCUCAGCUUUUUCUAUCUGCUCCUGGAGGCAAGAUAGGACCAAAUUGUUCAGAUUUAAUUUAGAACUUAGUAACUCAGAUCAAGGGAAGAGAUCAGAACACAGAUCCAGGUUUCUAGUCACAGAGGAGGACUGCAGAAAUCGGUUACCAAGGAAGAGCUGGAGAAAGUGGGGGAAGGAGAAAGCAAGAUAUGGAGCAUGGCUGGUGCUGGGCCUUGAUUUGUCCAGGUUGCUUGCUGGUCUCUUGUCUCUUAACUAUCUCCGCAUGCUUUUAACUGACUCGGCUGAAGCAUCUCCAUUCAGAUUGAAUGCAACCAAAAAACAGGGCUCACAAACAGUAAAUUUAUUAGCAAGUUCCUUUGUAUUGCAAGUCUCCCAGACAUUUUUAGUAAGAGAAUAUCUAUGAAAUUCUGUCAUGACUUCAGAGAGAGAGAGAGAAAAGUGGCCCAUAAUUGCAACCUACAAACUGUCAGCUGGUGUUUUAUUUAGGUAUUGAAUUAACAGAAAAGGGAGAAGAGCUGUCCUUGCAAAUUUUGCUUGUGCCAUCAAUUUUGCAAUAAAUCGCUAUAAAUAUAUGUUUUACAAACAUUUAACAGCAAUCUCUUUUCAAAAAUGUAUUGGGUUUGGCAGAGCUGGUUUUUGUCCCUCAGCAGUGACGUGGUGGAGUGAGUUUCCACGAGGAACUUGAUCACAAUGAGCCAAAUCCAGAGAUAUGCAACAAAGGACUUGUAGGACGUGAGUUACAGACAAAUGACUGGGAAACAUUUGAAUGUCUUCCAGACUUUUCAGAUUGUUUCCUAAUAGUUCAAAGAAGGAUCAAGGCAAAAACAAAUUUGUUGAUAUUUUUCUAAUGAAGGCAGCAACAAAAACUGCCCCAGCCCUAUGAGAGGCUGGGCAAGAACUCAUCUAGCUGGCAGGACUAGGUUUUAUAUCAAUUACAAAUUAUUCAUAUUGUUGUUUAAAGGAGUAUUUGAAUUUUGGACUUUUGAUUUUUACAAUAAUUAUUUCCCUUAAUUAUAUAAUCACAGAAUGAUAAUUGCAUUUCAUAUUUCAUUUUACAUUCCACCAACAUGAAAGACUAAGUCUCAAAUGUAUUGAAACAAGGGACUAAAAUAAGAACCAAAGGCACAUUAGUCUUGUCCUGAACAAGUAGAAUUCAGAGUGAUUCCAUUAGCAGGUCACUCACACUAGCAAUAAUAUUUUACUUAAAUUCCCUUGUAAGCAAAAGACUAGGCUUUAAAUAUGUUGUGCUGGGGGACCAAAUUUGAUACCUGAGGUGACUGUUAACCAAUGAUAAGAAGCAUUUUACUUUUUUUGUUUGCUUGUUUUGUUAACCUGGCCAAUGGACUAUGAAGUUGUAAGUUAACCUGAGCCUAAAUAAGUAAAAUAUUCCAUUAUUAUGAGUAAAAUAUUCCAUUAUUAUGGGCAGAAAGUAAGGUGGUGGUGGUGAGGGGAUUGAAGAUUGCUGUGAAGAAACUAAAUGAGCUGGAGGUCUCUACCUGGAAAUUAAUUUGUCAAACUGUGAAAGGCCUCAGGUGUGUUGAGAAAGACAGACUCACACAGAUGUCAGUGCUGUGAUUGCAAAUAGGCCUUAAAGAUAUCCUUGAAUUAAAUUUCCUAUUAAUAACUUCUUAUUCAAAUGCCUCCCCUCCCCCAUCGUAACUUUUUUUUUCUUUCCCCUAUUUCAGGAAUGCAGCUGCAGGGUCAAUAGACAAAAUAUUUUGUUUUCCUUGCAAAUUACAUGUUGGGUAUUAAACUGUUGCAAAAAAUCAAAUGCUAUUAACUGACAAAUUUGAACUUACCUCAACAUAGCCAGCCUGGGUUAAAUAUGUGAAGCUAACUUUCACAUAAUUCAUGUUUCAAAGCCAGGGAAGUGUCUGCCUCUCUGGGACAUCCUGUGUUACGCAGGAACAUGAAAUGGCUGAAGACUGAAGCAAGGUAUUCUGGAACAGCAGGAGACUGUGACAAAUCGUAGGAAGUUUCAAACAGAAAAGACCUUUAAGGUCAUGCUCUUUUCGUUGUGCAGUGUACGUUUGUUACCUGCAGAUUCACAAUUUUCAGCCUUUUCUGUGAUUUAUUUGGCUUUGUUUAGUUUGAGACAAUCAUGUAGAUUUGUAGAUGAGACAAUACAGUUUUUCAGGGCUCAGCUUGUAUUUAGUUUUUUCCAGUAGGAUUCUUUUUUCUUCUCCAAAAAGAAAAAAAUUGUGUUCCUGUUCCAUACAGUUCCAAAGAGAAAACUUUAGACCAACCACUCAUAAGGGUUGACGUUGAUUAAUAACAGAUAUAUACGCAUUUAUCCUGCCCCUUUUUAGGUUGUUUCAGCAUGUUUUAAUCCUUUAAAGCAAUCUUCUUUGCAGAAGAGUGACAUUUAAUGAAGAUCAAAAAUACAAUUUUAAUAGGAAGAUUAAGAUAUUUUGCUCCCCCCAAAUUUUCACGUUUCUGAAAAUAAAAAUAUCCCUAUGCUGGCUAGAAUUUUGAAAACUGAGGUGAAUAAAAACUUUAUCAAGCUGAGGAUAGUUUUGCUGUGAAAGUUGUUUUGCACUAUCCUAAUUUAAGUUUCAUUCUCGUAUUAGAGCAUAUAUCAUAUGGGUACAGAAACUUGUAAAUAAUGGUGCUACCUCAUUGCUGUUUAUGGGAAAUACUGACAUUUAUUUCCAGUGAUGGAGAUCUGACUCACUAAAGCUAAUAAUAACAGCAGCAAUAUCCACUGUUACUGUAAUACUUUGUUACAGCUGCUUUUGUCCAUAUUAAUGUUAUUGUUGUUACUGCUAUGUUAUCAGUGAAUAUAGACACAUUCUCAAAUGUAUUUAUGAGAAAAAUACCAUCGUUAAGGAGCUCCUUAAGUUUUUGGUUGAUUAGACUCUAGUGACGGAAGGAUGGUUUGGGGGUUAAGGGAUUGCAUUCAGGUCCAGACGGUCUCGGUUUGGAUCUUGGCUAUAACAGCAACCUCUGUGUCCAGUCUUCUAACUUCUUUGUGUUUCAUUUAGACCUGAUCUUUAGAAAAAACAAAACAAAACAAAAUCACACGCAGAAAGAAGCUCAGUACUGCUAAUAGCAGCUGUCCUUGGUCCUGCCAUUUGUUGUGCCGUUGGCUUUGGGAGCCCACCUAAAGUUAACGGGGCUUGAAAGAGCACGUAAGUCCAUAUGCAGGUACAUCAUUGCAGGCAGGAUGUUUGUACACCUAGUCGUAUAAACAUGACAAAUAGAAAUAUCCUCAACUUGUACAUAAGCAUAUUUAAAACGUACUUACUUAAUGACACUAAAUUUUAUGGAGUCAAUUAGAUAGGAAAGGGCCUUUCAGGUACAUUUUAAACCAUCCAAAUGUGUUCCAGAAGCACAGAUAUAGAAAAGACGCAACAGUUUAGAAGAUGUGUGUUCGGACUGCAACAGUGAAAAAUGUAACCAACCAAUACAGCCACUUCCCAAAGAGCUGCAGUAUUGCUCCUGCUCAUCAUUCUGUAGACGUGUAAUGCUUGACAGACCAUCCAGUGGUGCAAAUUCAAAUGAGCAUUUUAUGUUUUCCUUUUCUCAACAAUUAUAUUUUUGAUACAUAAUAUUUUGUAUUUCUUUUCCAAACAAUCUUUUAAAGUCAGAUAAAUAUUUAACUCUAAGACAGUUAUCUAAAUUGUUCUGGAGUGGACUAUGACUAAAAACUAGAACUAAGUUACCACUUCAGACUGUUUUUCUGUUGUUAAUGGCCACUACACAUUAUGAUUUUUAUUUAUUUAUUACUAAAUAUCUCUGUCCUUUGAUAGUUCCCCACUCUGUAAUAGAGGUGCACUCAGAGUGCCUCAAAAUAACUCAAUGUUUCUUUGUAAAAUAUGUUGUUCUGGAUGCAGACAGCUUGCUAUUCAGAUUUGGAUAUGACACUGGUAUUAAAGAUGUGCAGGGGAAAUGUGAUUGUGCCUAAAAGUUAGAUGAUGUUGCUCUUGUUGCUCUAUUAAACAGCUCAUAAUUAAGUCUUUGAAGAUGCCAUUGAGGUCUGGAGUAUUUCAGACCUAUGUCUUAAAGCCCUGCUUUACCCAUACACCUACCUUGUGUAUAGCAUUGGUUGGUGUUAAGUAAGCCUGGGCGUGCUUACGGAUUAGUCUUUGAAAUUUUUGAAAUAAAGAAGUCAGCUUGUUGUCAACAUAGCCAAACCUGGGAAAUUCUAACUGAUUUCUCAUCUUCCAUGGCUUCUGAGCAUAUUACUUUCCUCUAAUUUUUACUCUUGCUUAAUAACAGGGUUUUUUUAGGCACGUUUUUUUCAGUAAAAAACUGUAAUUUCAGUAUUUCAAAUUGGCAUUGGUAUGCCUACAGAUCUAAAGGUCCCUGGACUAAUUAUGUUCAUGUUCUACUUAUUGAAGACUGAUAGCAAAAUAAGCUGUACUGCUGUGGAAGAUGAGAUUUGACUGCUUAAGCAAAUAUAUGUUGCUUUAAAAGGAUGGCUAGCUGUUGCUUUUGGUGCAUUUCAUUUUUGGCACACACAUAAUAAAUUUAAGAGACUUGUUCAGUCCUACUAUUUCAGAAAUGUACUUAUUCAUUUCAGUUGCUGACUAUUUUCGACUGUUCAGCUGACUUUACUAGAUUAGAGCAAGAGAAAAUACUUUCAAAUCUCAGACAGUCACCUCUAAUAGUUUUGGUUUGGAAGAAGUGGAAAAGACAGGAAGCUUUUCUUUUCCUUCGGUCAAAAUAAGGUAACAUUGCUAUGGGAAAGUGUUCAGCUAUCAUUAAUACCAAUUAAAGAAAAAAAGAUCUGGAACAUCUUAGCUACUUUAUUCUAGAAAUUACACCCCCCCCCCCCAAGAGACUUCAAAUACAUAACAAACAGGAAUUUUGUUAGAUGAGGCUUAAUUAGAUAAAUGUAGCACCGCAAUGGACACUGGGUAAGUGUUUCUGGAUUUCUGAGCAAGCAUAGCCAGUCUUUUAGAUGAUGUGAUGAACUUCCCUCUUGGACAGUAUUUCUUAUACACAUGUACGUUUGGCCAUUCAUGAGAACUGCCCGUUAUGUAGUGAGUAUAUGUGGCUGCGAGAGGAGGAAGAAGAGAAGCAGAAACGGAUUCAACAGUGAGCAAGGCCCCUGCCAGAAGUUUAGAGUAAGAGCACUUCAGUGUAAAUCAGUGCUGUUCCAAACAUGCCAAUAUAGUCCUAUUUAUGUAAGUUAGCAGCAUGAGAGAAAGGCUUGGAAAAAUCAUCUGCUGGUAUCAGGUACCGUUGAAAAUGACUUUGACCUAAGCAGCCUCCCCCCCGGCGAAGCUGAUCCAUUUGGACUGGCACCUUUCCCCACUGCUUUGCCAGCUUUGGCCAAAGGCACAGCACGUGCCAGCAUCUUAGCUCCUGAAGUUAAAUAUUGACAUUGAUAUAUGAGAGCUUACUGGAGCUUUGGGUAGAAUUAUAAGACAUUCAUUUCACAUAUACAGUACUAACGCAUACUGUAUUUUUCCUAUCAUUAAGAACUUUCAAAGCAUGUGCUAACAUAAGUGGGAAACAAAUUAUAUAUGAUAAGCUGAGAAUUUUCAAGAUAAACUCAUUUACUCUUCCUUAUAAAAUUUUCUACAAAGUUAUUACUACUCAAUGACAUCACUAAUUUGCUGUAGCCCCAGGCAUACCUACUGCUAUUUAUGUUACUAAAAAUGGAUUUCUUAUUUGCCAGAGUAAGCAAGUGUGGUAUCUGUCUGAGGACAGCUGCUUCAGCCUUUCAAGUUCAGUGAGAUUUCUGGGUGAAAGAAUUCCAAUCAUCUCUUUUGAGAAGACAAUAUGAGGGUAGUCAAAAUAAGCAAUUUCAAGAAUCUGGCACUUGCAGCAAAGCGUAGACAGGGCUUUGGAUCACUGAAGAGGUCACAGGAGAACACAGCUAUUAAAUGAUUAUUUUACACAAGUGUACAAAGUAUCAUAAUUUAUAGGUAUAUGAGCAAACGCUGUGACACUUCUGGUGCUGAAAACUGCCCAUGACACAUCAACCAGGGAUGUGCAUGAAAACCCUUUAUGUUUUUGUAAGUUCUACAUUAAGGCUACACUGAUCACUUUGUACCUAAUUAAUGGACAGGAAAGAAAUACCUGAAUGUUGAUUAACUGCCUAAUCAGAAAUGUGGUUCUGAUCUCUUCUGCCAUUUCCCCAUUACCCCUUUAACAUUACUGAGGUUUCAAUAGAGUCCAUGAUGUAAGGUACAUUUUUAAUUAGGCAAAGAUUAAUGUAAUAUUUCUGAUGAGAAGGUAAUUGAAGGAAAUCUGAAGGAAAUCUGAAGGAAAUGGAGCAUGUGUGAGUUAAGCUGCAAACUCCAGCUGUGUUAACUCUCUUACUCUAUGUUAAAUGAGAAGUAGAGGAGACAUGCAUCUCGGGUAAACUUCACUCCUGUACAGAAGGCCAGCGUGAAACUUAAAUGCCUUUAAUUUUCAUGAGGUUUUAACUGCAAUUAAAGUGGCAUAGUCUGAAUGAUGGGGAUGAGUUUGGCCUCAUAAGGAACACAUCUUUCAAAGGCUGGUUAACAAAUUUAUUUGAAUUACUAAAUUCAGUUUUGUUUCUUUAAGAGAAACAGGCAGUUCAGUCACAAAAAUACAAAUAUGUUCAGAGAAAGCUAAGGCUGCCGAAGCUGCAACGGGGAAGCUAUAAUGCCUUGAGCUGUCAAAGCACUUUCUGACAUCAGUAGAAGUGGUACUUUUUGCAAAUAAGAUUGUUUACUAGCUGACUAGAUGGGUUCUGCUGAAAUAUGAGCUCUCAGUAACCUGAACCACAGCGAAUGAGGUCACAUGCUAAAAGUUAUCUUUUUUCUAAGAUGGAGCAUUAUGAAAUCUUGGUCUUAAAGAAUUAUGUGCAUUUUUUUCUCCAUUUUCUUCUAUCACAUGAAUCAGCAUAAGGAAUAAACCUUAAAUUCGCCCACUGUGAGACAGACAGGUGGCUCCAGUCAUUGAAGAAGUCAAUAGCAUAGAUGCUUACGUAGUCAGUUAGAUGCUUUGCUCCUGUCCCAAAACAAUUCAGUGUCCAAAACCCGAAGACCAGAUGGCGAUUCGGAGCUCAGCCCUUUGGAGCUGGCCACUGGCUUCAGCUGUUUUGCCAGGCACAGUCCAACACAAAGAAAAUCAACACCAACAGACUUCAGUGGGAGUAGAAAGGGGGGCUUAUUUCAUUAAGGUUUCUACAUCAUGAAUCUCCCCACACUAAAUUGUGUAUUUAGACCUAUACUUCUAUAACAUUAUUACAUUCCAUACCAUUAUUACAUUAUAUCCAGAUAAACUUGUCCAAUGUUUGUCUGUUUGCUUGACCAGCAAAAGCAAACAUGAUCUUCCAGUGCCAAAGUAUUAAUGCCAAAAGACUCCCAUCUGUUUAUGAUAAUGAGGCAUGCCUCCUUAUCUGAGACUCAUUAAUCAUAAUGGUAAUAAUUCCCAGAGCAAGCACAGAACAACUCCGCUUAUUUCACCAUUGUCUUUUGCUAUUUUGCCAUUAUCUUUCAAGGAAUGUGGCUGAAUUCUUCUCUUGGGUCUAGAAGAGGCAGGACAGAGAAUUGUGAUAUAAAAAUGGUGCAGAUCGCAUUAGAAACUUCAGUGAGAGUGAUUUCGGGAGAACAGAAGUUAUAGGUAGCUAUGUUUGCUUUAUGCUGUUUUUGCAUUCCCCAGAUACCCUUAAGGGCUGGUGGUGGGGUGACCACUGGCAAUUUAACAGCAAUGCACGUGCUGCCUUUGCGGCUCUCAUGCCUGCAGCUUUGUGCAGCAAAUUAUUUAUUGUAGGUAGAGAGAAACGGUGUUUAAAACAACACUGGUGUAAUACUUCUUGACUGCUGAGACCAACUGUAGAGACAGUGUUGUUCUUUACACCUGAUACUAAUAAAAUAAAAUAAUUAUUAGGCAUAAUGAUCAUAGUGUACAGCUCUAAAUCUGCGAAGCAUAGGCUUAGCCUUAACUUCCUAAAAAAGGUAAUUAGCAUGGACUAGCAGAUGUGCUCCCUGCACACGUUAUUUGCAAAUUUUAUACUCACAGGAUUCCUUAAGUACUAAUAGCUUUUAUGUGCUGUUGCCACCUGCAAACUUUAAAGCAUGUGUAAUUUAAAAUACACGAAAAUGGAAUCAAAAAAAGUCGGUGGAUAAAAAGCUGUUCUUGAACCCAGCAGUCUCUAGGUUGGCCUUUUAUAGAGGGGUCUCAAAUAGAGAAGUAGACUGAUAAUUUGGCAGUAGGUGUGUAUUUCUGGUAUUUUAUUUGGUCUUUCUUUAUGGGGAGAAUUAAAAAAAAAAAAUUAUCAUUCCCCUACAGAAAACAAUAAUGAACAUUGGAAAUCCAGCUGGGAGAGAGGAGACAUUUUUGAAUACUGACCAGAUGUUUGAUCAGAUUAUUUGAACUAGAGCAGUUGAUUUUAGUAGAUCUGCUCACGUUUACAUUAUUAAAGUUUCUGCACAAUACUUUAGUUGUUCUUGAUUUCUGUAUAUUUUAUAUUAAAGGAGUUACUGGUCAGAAUGCUUGUGAAAUAGCACAUAUUAAUGACUUUAUCAGAAUAUUUUUAGAAAGUAAAUUUGAAGUGAUGAACUUUGAUUUCUACCACAGAAACUAAAAGGUAGACUGACUUCUCUGGUGAGCAAAAACACUUUUGUAUCACCUUUGUGUGCAAGACAGAUCUAGUCUCACAUAUUCUUACGGAAACUACCAAAGAUAUUUAUCUACAGAAAUUAGCCCACAAUUUCGAAAAGUGUUUCUGCCUGUUUAAAAAAAAGGGGGGCGGGGGGAAACCCUGAAUGCAACUCCUUGGGCAAUCCACCUUCAGAAAAACAGUCAAGCUAUCAUUAAUGAGCAGAGGGGUGUAUGCUAGAAACAUUGUUUGGAAUAAGAGUUCUUUUAACACAAGGUCAGCCAAGGCUGGUGAUAGGGCUGAGGUGGAAGCUGCCUUGAAAUGAACAGCACAGCAUUUAGGCUGUGAAAAGAUAUAGGGAAAUAGUUCUUAUCAGCAGCUUAUGCUCACGCCAAAACCCUAGCAAACAAAGUAUGUACAUCAUUUGUGUGGUCCCUAGAACCUAUGGAACAAGCACUUUCUCUCUUGCCUUGUUAUUGCAAGGGGGUUCUAAUAUUCCUAGUUUUCUAAUAUGUGAGUGAGUAAGCCAAACCCAGUCUUGACUUCCACAGCUGUCCAGCAGAGCUUGAGUCCCGAGCUUGGUCCUGACCGUCCUCUUGGCAAGCUUUCCCUGUGGGCAUCGUCAAACCACGUCCCCUCCCUAUUCGAGUCCCGAGACACAAGGAAUCUAAUAACCUUGGGUGUGGGUCAGCUGCUUCUGGCUUCAGCUCAACUAUCAGACUUUUAGGGCAUUAUCCUUUAUUUGCCUUUCCUCUCAUUAUGGAGUAUUUCAGCUUGUAAAAUAAAAGAAAGCAGCUGACACAGGCAGGAAGAGAAAGACAGUAAGGCAGUACUUGCUCCAAAGUGUUCCCAGUCUAUAUAUAGAAAAGAAGACAGAACAAUCCAGGGACUAAAUAAAGUGCAAAGGCAGUAUUAGUAAGCCUCACAGUCAAUGUCAACAUUUUUUGUAGGUGUCAGCGAAGAGGAUGUUAAGGAAAGAAAGUUUUAUGGAUGCUUGCAGGGAGCUCCUCCUAUUACAUGGGCAGGCUUGGGUAAAAGCCCAAACAGAUUUCAUUGAAAACAUGUCAAUGGAAGUUGGCAUCAUGGUCUCUGCAGGAGAGGAAAAAACAGGCCAUGAAGGAAUAAUCCAGGAGAACAUGGGGAAGUGAAGGUAAAGGGGAUGUGCAGUAGGGAAGGAGCCGUGAAAGACUGCUGGUAACAGAGGUGUCAAAGAGACGGGGUAGGAAGAUGCUCUGUAGAGCAGAACCUGGAGGGAUACAAGCACAGGAGCUUGAGUUUGUCAUGGGCUUUGGAAAGAUCUUGAAAAACUGGGUAGGAGUGUGAAUGUUAGCUGUGUGAAUGGUUAGAAAAAGAUCUUUGGGAUGAUGUGAGGAAAAAAAAAAAAAAAGAAUCUUCUAGAUCCUCUAGAUUAAGACAUAACCUAAAUAUACUGACCUAGAGAGGAGGUUCCAUGACAAAAAUGGUCCCCAGUUUGUCUCAGUUUUUAGGCUUGAAUCUCAGACGCGAUGCCAGCCCUGUCCAGAGCUAUCAAUAAAGGGAAUAGAAGGGAGUGCUUUAGGGGGAAGGUUUAAGUGCUCAGUUUUAGCUGUGCUGAGCUGACAGCUAGACCCUGAAAGGAUAUCGGAGCUGGAGGUCAAAAUUUUAGUCUGGCUAGAAAAGUAGCUAGAGAGAGUGAGAUUUGUGAAUUAUCAGCACAGAAGUGAUGGUUGAACAUGUAUGAAUGGUGCACAUAGAGAAAGGGGAGAAAUUACAGUGGAGGAAAAAAAAAGGAUCCCCAUGGAAACCUGGGAUGGAGGGAAUGGGGCAGAAGGAUGUGCUGGAAGAGUGCGGCAGGGGAGAAGGAAGCUGGGGCCACAGGCAGCGAGACCCAGUGCUGACUUCUGUCAUGCGAGAGGCGCUAGCCCUCAGCAGACAAAAAGCUAGCACGGAGGGAAACGUACUCAAAAUUGAAGCUGAACUAACAAAUGCUAAUAUAUGGCUUACUUAGGAAAGGCAAGGUGGGGGGGGUGAGACAAGAUAGUAACAUUCAUUAUAUCUGUCAAUACGAUGUAAAAUAUACAAGCUUUUCUUCACCUCUGCCAGAUAAAUCAACAUAUGUUGCCUUUUAUUUACAAGCUGUUGGUGAACCAGUCACUAGUUGCCCAAAUUUGUGUGAUGUCUAUAAAUCUUGUGCUGACAGUUUCCCCUGGUGAAGCUUCAGCCUAUGGAUCAUAUAGAAAUUCAGUGCUACAGCUGCUGUUGAUUCAUCAUAUACAAGUGGCUGUCCUUAGCAAGGGGACCUCCAGGGAGCUCUGACAGAUUCGGAGUGGCUUUGCUGAUUCAAAAGCCAGCAUUAUUUCCUUUGAGUCAGGCUUGAACAAAUGCCACUUAAUGGUACUAAGCUUCAUUGCUACUUGGAAGUACUGUUUUUCAGUUGGUCUGUGAGAUCCAGGUCCUGAACUUUUGCUUUUCAUCGUCCCAGGAAAUCAAGCUGCUUAUGAGAAUUUAGUCCUAGCUGGAAUCCCUAAUCCAAACGCUUGCAGGCUUUGGCAGUCAUGAUUACAAAGUUCCUGUACAUAUGUCUGGAUCCUAAUUUUGUAGCCAGACCUUUUCCUUAAAUAGCAUAAUAAAUUCCUCAGGUCAAGCAAUUCUGGCCUGGAUCUUAUUUGGAAAUCUCAGUGACAUGGCUCGCUACCCAGCAACGCUCGUUUUGGGAAAUUGUCCCUUUUGCUAAUUAAAAGCUGCUUUUGUUUCAGCGGGUACCAGCUCACCCUCGCUUUGAGCUGUACUAAUCCAUUGCAUUUUUGCUUGCAGAAGCAAACUUGAUGACCCAAUGACUGCAGUGAUUGAGUACGUUCAGGUUCAGGCAAAGUCCUUGUAAAUAUUAGUGAUGGCAUCAUGAACUACGAACUUAAGCAUGUAAAGCGUUUGGGCCAGCUAAAGAAAACACUGCUGUAUACUCAGCUAAUGGCUAAGCCCCAUUUGUCAGCCCCUCUAUGGAUUUUUGGGCUUCCUUGGUUUUCGUUACUUACCUUCGUUAACAGAACUGAGGUCAUGCUGUAGGGAAGGACAGGCUGCUGUGCGCUGUCCCGGUGCCGGCCUCGCUCCGUAGCCCAUCGGGAUAGGCCCCUGGUUGGAAGAAUUUAACAUUGAUGUGAACUCAAACAAUACCAAAAUAAUAACAACAAACAGAGUAAAAAAGCCUUAAUUAUAUUUAUAUUAAAUUUGAUUUGCAGAAAAAGAAAAGCAGAUCACUAAGAACAAGCAAACAGCACAAGCCAGCAUUUAGGAGUGACCAUUGUGUCACUGUUUCCGUUGCAUGUGUCUGGAGCUGUGGCAAAAUUAUAGCUGUUUCACCAUUUAAGAGUACAACUGUGAUACAUAUUAGACAAACAUGUUUCUUGACUGCCUAUCUGUUUUGAUGUGCAUCUUUGACUUGCAUCUUUGUGUUUCGGUACUGCAGUUGUCUCCCCGCAGGGCCGAGGGCCCUGUACCCCAGCGCUGUAGGAUCAGGACUUGUGCUGGUCUGCCCAGGGCCAGCUCAGCAGCAAACCCACACGAGCUCUGUGCUGAUCUCCAUAUAGCUAUGUGGUUUUGACAGUUUUAUUCGUGCUAUUCUUUUGUGCUUUUGUAUGUGAACAUUUACAGUUCAGUGAGCAUCCUCUUGAUGCCAAGUGAAAUUGGAGGAAGGCAACCCAUUAACUACAACGGAUGCUAGAGCAGCUCCUAAUCUCCUCUCCUCUCCUGAGUUUCUCUGCUGCCUACGUAUUAUCAGGGUGACUGUCAAAAAUGGGUAGAAUCAUUCAAGGUGUGACACCUCCACUUAAAAAAAAGAAAGGGGGGUAGGGGCUAGACAGUAAAGGUAAGAUGUAUUUUUUUGUAUCAACGUUAAUAUGAUAUGCCAGCUGCUUUAGUCUAUGGUUUAUUCACAAACUACAAGGCACUAAUAGACUGUGAUUUUUUUAAAAAAGAUAGUGUCUGCUUGCUCUUUGCUAUUCAGCGCAGAUGCAUGAAUCUGCAUGAUCUCGUACCCCAGCGCAAGCGAUUUCGGGUCGGGUGAGGAGAUUCGGGGCCUGGCUCUGGAUUUAGGCUCAGACCUCGCUGCUGCCUCUUCCUGCCUCACACCACAGCGGGCCUUGAAUGCCCCAGCUGACAUUUGGGGUUUCUUCCCAGAGAUAUGUGUGUACACAAAUAAUUGCUUCUGAACCUGGAUAAUUCAUAUUGCAUUACUGAGUAAUAUGCAUGCACUCAAUCAGCAAUUUGAUUGGAGCAAGGGGAAAAAAAAGUUAAAAGAUGCUGUGAUCUGCGUAGUAAUAAUCACACGCGUUUCCCAUCAUUUAGGUCUGUAAGAACUCGUGACAUUUGAAGCUGUCCUACCGAGUUGCCAUGGCAACAGGAAAAAAGAAAACG
Molecule: messenger RNA, 18640 nt
Organism: Dromaius novaehollandiae (emu)
Lineage: Eukaryota; Metazoa; Chordata; Aves; Casuariiformes; Dromaiidae
Gene: CDH13
Product: cadherin 13
Exons: 13
Coding region: 152-2305 (717 amino acids)
Biological process (GO): sprouting angiogenesis; homophilic cell-cell adhesion; cell-cell adhesion mediated by cadherin
Cellular component (GO): adherens junction; catenin complex; plasma membrane
Molecular function (GO): cadherin binding; calcium ion binding
Source: RefSeq, a predicted model, not a curated record